Teleopsis dalmanni is the source of this 375-nucleotide messenger RNA. RefSeq names its product paired mesoderm homeobox protein 2A-like. Gene Ontology annotation, biological process: regulation of transcription by RNA polymerase II. NCBI's taxonomy places the organism in Eukaryota, Metazoa, Arthropoda, Insecta, Diptera, Diopsidae. Gene Ontology annotation, molecular function: RNA polymerase II transcription regulatory region sequence-specific DNA binding; DNA-binding transcription factor activity, RNA polymerase II-specific. The coding region runs from base 31 to 369 and encodes 112 amino acids. The transcript is spliced from 3 exons. The record is from RefSeq and is a predicted model, not a curated record.
GGCAAUAAAAAACCGGAAAUUUUUAAAAAUAUGAGCAGGCCGGAUGUUUUACUAUAUGACUUGAAUGUACCAAACUUAAAUCAAAAUGCAUCAGUUGAAUUUUUAGUCGAUCAAGAAUCAUACUUGGAGGAUAGUAGCAAUACAUUACAAAAACACAGGAGAAUAAGAACAACAUUUACACCGAAUCAACUUAUAGAACUUGAAACUCUAUUUCAGGAAACCCAUUAUCCUGACCUAUAUUUGCGUGAAGAAAUUGCUAUGAAAAUUGGAUUAACAGAAGCUCGAAUACAGGUAUGGUUUCAAAAUAGAAGAGCCAAAUUCAGAAAAGAAGAAAAGCAAAAUCAACGUAAAUUGCGGGAACAUUUUUAAUUUGAA